Messenger RNA from Camarhynchus parvulus, 5047 nucleotides. RefSeq names its product pleckstrin homology domain containing A8 (gene PLEKHA8). NCBI's taxonomy places the organism in Eukaryota, Metazoa, Chordata, Aves, Passeriformes, Thraupidae. The transcript has 14 exons. The record is from RefSeq and is a predicted model, not a curated record. Bases 68 to 1630 code for a protein of 520 amino acids. Gene Ontology annotation, cellular component: membrane; cytosol; cytoplasm. Gene Ontology annotation, molecular function: ceramide 1-phosphate binding; ceramide 1-phosphate transfer activity. Gene Ontology annotation, biological process: ceramide transport; intermembrane lipid transfer.
GGCGGCGGCGGGCGGCGUGACCCCGCCGGGGGGCGGCCGCGCUGCAUGGGGCCGGGGGCCGGCCGGCAUGGAGGGGGUCCUGUACAAGUGGACCAACUACCUGAGCGGCUGGCAACCUCGGUGGUUCCUUCUCUGUGGUGGCAUACUGUCCUAUUAUGACUCUCAGGAAGAUGCCUGGAAGGGUUGUAAGGGAAGCAUCCAAAUGGCUGUUUGUGAAAUUCAAGUUCAUCCUGCAGAUAACACACGAAUGGACCUGAUCAUCCCAGGGGAGCAGUACUUCUAUCUGAAGGCAAGAAAUGCGGUUGAAAGGCAAAAGUGGCUUGUUGCGCUUGGAACUGCCAAAGCCUGUCUGACUGACAGCAGGACACAAAAGGAAAAAGAGUUCACUGAAAACACAGAAGCCUUGAAGACCAAAAUGUCCGAACUUAGACUGUACUGUAACCUCCUUGUUCAGCAAGUGCAUAAAACAAAGGAAGCCAGCAUUUCUGGUGUGUCAGAACCAGAGAGUGAGAUUGAUAUGGGAGCUCUGUUGAAAUCAACCUGUGACACUUUCCUGAAGACUCUUGAAGAAUGUAUGCAGAUUGCAAAUACUGCCUUCACUUCUGAGUUACUGCAUCAGACCCCACCUGGAUCCCCAAAUUUAGCAGUUCUCAGAACGAGCAAGGUAAAGCACUCUGUCUUGUCCAGUCACACCUCAACAGAAAGGCAGGUGGAAUUGAACCCCUGUGAAAAUGGCUGUGUAAAAGCAGAAGUUAACCAUCAAGAACAAGCAGUUAUUAAAAGCAUGGAAUGUUUAAACUUGGAAACAAAUGAGGGGGCUGGUGAUGUUUAUGUUGAAGAUUGUGUAGGAAAGGAUUUGGCAGGCAUUCAAGAUGAUGGGGAGGACAAACUGCAAGCUGUAGAAGGCUGUGGUGCCCACAAGAUGCUGCAGUCAGAAAAAAAUUCUUUAAGUGGAUUGACUCUGUGUGAGGAGGAAAGAAAUGAAAAUGAUUCUCCUACCUUCUUCAGUGUCAUGAGCAAUAGGUUCAGUGAUAUUGAGCUUCGGGAGGAAGAGGGCAUACCAACAGAGGAGUUCCUGGAGUCGUGUUAUGCAAUUGUGCCUGUUCUGGACAAGCUGGGACCAACUGUUUUUGCUCCAGUUAAAAUGGAUUUUGUAGGCAACAUCAAGAAAAUAAACCAGAAAUUUAUAACCAACAAAGAAGAGUUUGAUACCCUUCAGAAGAUUGUGCUCCAUGAAGUGAAUGCAGGUGUAGCACAAGUAAGAAAUUCUGCUACAGAGGCUCUCCUGUGGCUGAAAAGAGGUUUAAAGUUCUUGAAAGGGUUUUUGACAGAAGUGAAGAAUGGGGAGAAGAAUAUCCAAACAGCUCUGAACAAUGCUUAUGGAAAGACAUUACGGCAGCACCAUGGUUGGGUUGUCCGUGGGGUCUUCGCUUUAGCUUUAAGGGCAGCUCCAACGUAUGAAGAUUUUGUGGCAGCUCUGUCUGUAGAUGAGUGCGAUCCUCAGGAAGAAACAUUUUACAAAGGAAUGCAGAGGGACCUCAACAUUUACUUACCAGCCAUGGAAAAGCAGCUAAAUAUCUUGGACACUCUCUAUGAAGUACAUGGUUUGGAGUCAGAUGAGGUGGUAUAACUACAGCAAGACCACAUCUUAAAAAUUCAGGGACUGUGUCUAUUAACAAAGAUUCCUUCCAUUUUGGUUUUGGGACAUCAUUUCUGUUCAUUGUAUCUUUUCAAGUGGGAAAGGUGUUGAGUGUUUUGGGGGAAGGGUAUGUGUCAUUUUUAUCUUUUCAGUAUGCUUAUGUUGCAUUUAAAUGCAGAGGUACUGUCUCUCUUUGGAUCAUAACUAUGUCCGUGGUGAAUGUUUUUGACUGUUUCUCUUCUGCCUGUGCACCUCCUCUUCUCUUCACCUCAUAAAAGUAACAGAGCAGAAUUUGGCCUUUGCUGCUGUACCUAAGGAGAGACCUGCUCAUGCAGCAGAGCUGUUGUGUCACCACUUGGCACCCAGGCAGGUGCUGCUGCCUCUGACUCUCCCAUUCCCUGUGCCCACUCCCUGCCAUGGUGUAGGAAGAUAGUGAGAGUUAUUGUUACCCUGAUAGCAGAAGAGAAGGACAGCUAAACACCAGCUUAUAAUGUGGUUUGUCCCUCAAUUUGGGUUGAAGCUCUUUAAUGCAAAUAAUAUAUUUGCAUUACAUAAAUAUUUAUUAAAUUAAAUAAACAUUUUAGUUCAAAUAUUACAGAGAUCUUCACCACAGGUGUAUGUGGCUGGUGGUCUGAGUGGCCCCAAGGUCUAGCCUUUGAAACAGGAUGUUGUGUUCUCUGACCAGCUCCCAGUACAUGCUGUGGCUUCCCUGCCGUAUUAGAAACCGUUUGUGUUUUAGGGGUUUCUUGAAUCAAAUUCAUGCAAAACUGUAAUACUUGCUUUUAAGUUGAGUACAGCUAGCAGUUUGAAAAGCAGAUGUCAUUAAAAUCCUUCCUAGACUAUCAUUAUGGGCAGAAACAUCAUGCAAGUAGACAUGAAAUGAAUAAAGUAUAGGGGAAGCUAAAAUUUGUGAUGGAGCUAUUAAACAUGGGACCAAUUACAAAUCUCGAAUUUUGAAAUUACUUAGAAGUGACUAAAAAUUAAGAAAGAUUUCUCCCUUUUCCCAUUUUGCUGACACAGAUAAAAACGUGUUCGUCAGCAUUGCUGCUGUUAAAAAUAAUGAAGAACUCCUUUUAGCUGGUUAGCAACAGAAUUUCUAGUUGUGUUGAUGACCAACCAGAAGGCUGUCUGUGAAUUACUGACUCCCAAGGCAUAACCAGGUCUCUCUGUGUUGACCUUGGGCUUCAGAUGGCUUUGUACAAAGAGCUGAGUUUAACUCAUGUGCAGGAGUGGUGAAGACUCUGCUAGUGAGGUACUUAGAAUUAGUAAGUUUUCAUAAAUACACAAGGCAGUGUUGCCAUACUCACAGAAGUAGUGCUGGCUUUUGCUAGGCUAAAACCAGUGUUGUUAGUAAAAUGAAUGUACUGCAGACCUGCUGCCCUGCAUUGCUCUGUGACAGGAGCCUCUGCACACUGAAUACUUGAUCCUUUCUAAAGAGCUUAGCAUUGUGAGCUUUAAGAAAAGCAUGUGAUACUUGAAGAAAAGGCCAACAUCAAACUUACUGUAUAAAGAAAGAUACCAGGACUCUAAAUUAGACAUUCAUGGAGUCAUAGAAUGUGCUGUGUUGGAAGAGACCCAAGGGGUCAGGAUCAUCAAACCCAACUCCUACCCCUGCACAGGACACCCCAAGAAUCCCACCACGUGCCUGAGAGCAUUGUCCGAAAGCUACUUGAACUCAGAUGGGCUCAGUGACCAUUUACCUGGGGAGCUUAUUCCAGUUUCCAGUCCCCUCUGGGUGAAAAGCCUUUACCUGGUAUCCAACCUAAACCUCCCCUGACUCAGCUUCAUGUAAUUUCCUUGAAUCCUGUCAUUGGUCAUGAGAGUGAAGAGAUCAGUGUCUGUUCCUCUGCUUCCACUCAUCUUCAUGAGGAUGUUGGAGACCACAAUGAGGUCUCCCCUCAGUCUCCCUUCUCCAGGCUGAUCAAACCAAGUGACCUCCUCAUAAGGCUUCUCCUCCAGACCCUUCACCGUGCUUGUGGCCCUCCUUUGGGCGUUCUCUGACAGCUUAAUGGGUUUUUAAUAUUGUGGCACCCAAAACUGCCCCCAGCUCUCAAAGUGAGGCCACCCCAGCUCAGAGCAGAGCAGGACAAUCCCUUCCCUUGCCUGGCUGAUGAUGCUGUGUCUGCCCCCCGGGACAGGGCUGGCCCUCUUGGCUGCCAGGGCACUGCUGACUCAGAUUCAGCUUGCCAUCAACCAGGACUCCCUGAGCUCUCUGCAGUGCUGCUCUCCAGCAUCUCAUUCCUGUGUGUGCACACAAUCUGGACUGUCCUGUCCCAGGUGCAGAAUCUGGUGCUUGCCCUUGCUAAACUUCAUGCAUUUGGUGAUUGCCCCUCUCCAAUUCUUCAGGGUCUCUCUGCAGGGCCUCCCUGCCCUCAAGGGAAUCUUAGUUUAGCUCCUCCCAAUUUGGUGUUGUUGGCAAACUUACUUAGCAUCCCUUCCAGUCCUGUGUCCAAGUCAUUUAUGAAGAUGUUGAAAAGCACAGGGCCAAGGAUAGAGCCAUGUGGAACUCCUCUAGGGGCAGCACAUCAGCCUGAUGAGUCACUACCAUUUGUGCCCAGCCCAUGAGCCAGUUGCUCACUGAUCAUGUAACAUGGUUAUUGAGCUGUGUGCUGGUCAUUUUGUCCAGAAGGUUACUGUGAGAGUGUUAAAAGCUUUGCUGAAGUCCAAAAAGAUCAGCUGGCUUUCCUAAGUAACUAAGUGGGCUGUCGUAGAAGGAAAUCAGUUUUGACAAUCAGGACUUCCCUCUCAUGAAGCUGUGCUGUGACCAAUGACUGCAUUGUCUUUCAGGUGUUUUUCAAUACCUCCCAGAAUGGUCCUUCCCAUGAUUUUACCUGGCACUGAAAUGAGGCUGACAGGCCUAUAAUUUCCAGGGCCCUUCUUCUUCCCCUUCUUGAAAAUCAGGACAAUGCUUGCCAGCUUCCAGUCAGCUGAGAUCUCUCCAGAUUCCCAGGAGACUGUUUAAAUAGUGUAUCUUCUUGCUCUGUCAUCUUCUCUGAGAUUUACCCAUCUGUAGUUCAUAGGAACUUGAGAGGGAUCAGAAGGAAUCAGGUUUUAUGGAUUUUCUUAAAUUAAGUAUGUGUGUGAGUACAAAGUCAAAACUUUUGACCAAAGCUCUAUUCAAUUAUUUCACUACUCACAGUACUAAAAAUGAAGCCAAGAGCUUUUGGAAUUUGGUUGUCUGCUGCUUCUAAGCAUGAGUCCAAAGAAACCACUCCUGUAGGAGAACAACCAACUUUCCACCCUGUGUAGUUUCCUCACGGUUUUCAGCUGUUCUGUUACUUCACUGUAACAGUUUUUAGCUGAAUGGUCUGGAAAGAUAAUGGAGACCACAUUUCCACAAAAUAUCAGCUAGGUUAUGGGAAGAUCAGGAAGAGAUCCCUCUUCUCUAGAAAUUAACUGUCAGAUCAC